AUGUACGAAUUAAAAGCAUGUUCUGUAUGCCUUAGUACAGGUGUGAAAUUUGUGAAUAUAGAUAGCGGUCCAUUAAGACAUGAAUACAAUCUCAUUUCCGGCCUGAAGACAAAUCCAGAAAGUGGUUUACCACACCAUCUUUGCAUUGAGUGUGCAACAUUCAUAAAAAAAUUUAUGAAGUUCAGAAAUAAGUGUCAAAGAGCUUAUUAUACAUUACUGGAAAUUUUAAACACAAAUUGUGAGAUCACUGAACAAGUUUUAAAAGCAUUGAAUAAACAAAGGCUUAAAAUUAAUCCUUCUUUAUCAUAUUUGGCAUCAAAUAAUCCAAGAGUAAAAUAUGAAGUUGUUAAAUUUAAAUGGUUAAAAGAAAGUCGGGUACCUUUAGAAUGUAAUAAAAUACAAACAUUGCACUAUAGCACCUUAUAUGAUGAAACUCCUCAAGAACAAAUAGAAAAUAAAGUAACUGAAGUGAAUGAAACUAAUGCAUUCAACAAUUUAGUGGAUGAAACUGUAUCAGACGAUGAUUAUUUUAAUGAUAAUUCACAAAAGAAUGAUGAUGUUGAUGGCUCCAACUUAGAGGAGGAUUUUGCAGUUGUUAUGCCAAUAUCUAGGAAAGAAGCGGAAGCUGUUGCAGAAAUAUAUAAAAUGUUGUCUCAAGGAAAGUUUCAGUGUAAAGUAUGUGGGAACUCAUAUUACACAGAGGCUCGUUUAAAAGUGCAUAUGAGAAUGCAUGAUACUAUUUUGAGUGGAAAAUAUUUUUGUGAGCUAUGUAGUUUUUAUUACAAGACAUCAUUUCAAUUGAAGACACAUAUUUCUGGGAAACAUACAUACAAGUACCUGUGUAAGAAAUGCCCGGAAGUCAGUUUUGAUAGGACAUCAGCAAAGUCACAUUAUAUUUGGAAUCAUCUUAAAGACAUUCCAAAGUCCAAACUUGGAAAGAGAAAAGCAAAAAAUUACUCGCAUUCUGCUCAAAAGAGGAAGAAGCUACCUUCGGAUUUCCCUCUAUGUUUGCCUGUUAGCCAAGAGGAUCAAUACAGACUUGUAAAGGAGCGACAGCAAUCGAAGAAUUACAUAGAGUCGCCAUUUAAAUGUGAAUUAUGUUAUAAAGGUUUUCGGGAACCGGCUACGUACGAUAAACAUAUGAAGAAACAUGACCCAGCGACAUCAGGUCAAUACCAAUGUGACGUGUGCAAGGUGUACGUAAAAAAUACAAGACAGAUAUACAAACAUAUGGCGAGGAGUCACAUUCAUUUGUCUAGAUCAGGAAUGCCCCCCUUCACAUGUUUCUGUAGAGGACAAGCAAAAAUGCAUUACAGAUGGCAUAAGAAUGUUACGUAUUCGUGCCCACAUUGUAAUAAAGAAUUUGUAAAAGCUUCAACCCGACUUACGCAUAUUCGCAUAAAGCAUCCAUCUACAUUUGUAUGCACGAUAUGUGGACACAGUUUUGUGAGCGAAUCCGGGUUGUAUUGCCAUAAGAAGAUCGCACAUACAAAAGAGGAAAUGGAUGCAAGCUCCAAACUGAAGACGGACAUUGAAACGACUAGCUCUUUGUACUGUGCUGAGUGUCAACUACAGUUUCAUAGUGAGGCGGCCUUCGUCACGCACUUUGGUAGUUCUAAUAAACACGCUUCAACCAAUCUCUCAAUAAAACCGUCCCGUGGCGAAGAAACGCUUGUGAACGGAAAGGCCACUACGCGCCCGCGGGGAAGACCGCGUAGAGAUGUCUCAGAAGUCCUUAAUAACGGUACAUCGACGGCUGGAAACUGUGAUAUUUGUAAGAAAUACCUAUCAAACGACGUUCAAGCUCGCAAACACUACGAAUCGGAACAUCCAGGCGCAGAAUAUCUAAAGCGAUACAUGUGUGAUAUAUGCGGACACACCACUAAGCAAUACGCGAACCUUAUGGUUCACAUGCGUACACAUACGCGCGAAAAGCCGUACGCCUGUCCGUACUGCGAUCGUCGGUUCAGUAUGGUCAGCAACCGAGAUCGCCACAUUGUCGUACACACAGGUGAAAAAAGAUAUGAAUGCCAGCAUUGUGGACGUCGAUUCACGCAAAGUAGCGCUGUCAAACUACACAUCCAAACCGUCCAUCUCAAAAUCCCUUACGCACCUUGGGACAAGAAGAAUAGGAAGAGACGGAAAGAGAUGGAAACAUCUCUCGCCUCUGUCGCACAGCCAAAGGCGCCCGACACGCAAGGGGAAUAUAUUAAUGCGUAUAUGUUUAAUUUAUAA
Pieris macdunnoughi is the source of this 2235-nucleotide messenger RNA. NCBI's taxonomy places the organism in Eukaryota, Metazoa, Arthropoda, Insecta, Lepidoptera, Pieridae. The record is from the annotation of a GenBank genome assembly.